AUGCAUAUCGUCUCUGCCGUGUCUACUAGCCUGCUUCUGUGCGGUGCGCUCACCCGUGCCUUCCCCUUGAACCCUCGUCUCGUCACACUCGACCCCGCCGCCACCGCUGAGGCGCAAAAGCGCGACGACACCGCCACCCGCGCGUUCUCGUCCACCGAGAUCAAGACCUCGGACGGCCAGUGCCUCUUCGUCGUGAGCGGUUCCGGCGACUUCCGGAACAACCUCACGCCCGUCCAGGUCGGCGCCUGCGAUGGCUCUGACGGCCAGAAGUGGGAUGUCAUUACAGCCGGCGUGCACAACGACCAGCCCGGACAGGCCCUUAUCGUCAGCUCUCUGACCCAGGCCUGCCUGAACUUCGACCCUCGUCGCGCUGCCGGCAACCAGGUCCUCCUCUUCUCUUGCGGUGGUCGUGCGGAUGGUGGCGGAGCUGUCACUAACUCGCAACUCUUCGCGUUCACCGGCGGUGCGGGCCCUCUCCCGCUCGUGCCUCAGAACGGCAACGGCCAGACGCUCCUCACCGUCACCAACGGUCUCCUCGACCAGACGUCUGGCUCGGCUGCCCAAGCCAGCGGCAACGAGCUAUUCACGUUCGGCGACAAUGGCGCCGCCCCCUCCGCGGCGACCACGUCUGCGGCUGCUACGUCAACUACCGUUAGUGCCACGAGCGCGCCCUCGAUUACCCCGGCUCCGACGUCGACCACGGCCUCUGCGACGACGACCGGUCCUGUGAGCGUCUCUCGUGCUGGUGUCGUGCUCAACCCCUCCGCCGCUGCUGAGGCCAACCCUCGUGACAACACCGCCACGCGUGCGCUUUCUAGCGUUUCCAUCAAGACGAACGACGGCAACUGCUUGUCGGUUGACGCCACCGCUGGUGACUUCCGCGAGAACCUGAUCCCCAUCCAGGCGAAGGCGUGCGAUGGCAGCGAUGGCCAGAAGUGGGACGUCAUCACCAAGGGCGUGCACAACGAUCAGCCCGGCUUCGCGCUCAUCGUCAGCACGCUUACUCAGGGGUGCAUGAACUUCGACCCCCGCCGCGCCGACGGCGACCAGGUCAUCCUCUUCUCGUGCGGUGGCCGCGCUGACGGCGGAGGCGCUGUCACCAACUCGCAGGUAUGCAUACCUUGUAUGUCAUCGGUUCGGAUGCGGUAA
This is a messenger RNA of Dichomitus squalens LYAD-421 SS1, 1149 nucleotides long. RefSeq lists its product as uncharacterized. The transcript is spliced from 6 exons. Bases 1 to 1149 code for a protein of 382 amino acids. Lineage: Eukaryota; Fungi; Basidiomycota; Agaricomycetes; Polyporales; Polyporaceae. The record is from RefSeq and is a predicted model, not a curated record.